This is a messenger RNA of Pogonomyrmex barbatus (red harvester ant), 1032 nucleotides long. It is a transcript of the gene lsn, whose product is annotated as vacuolar-sorting protein SNF8. Gene Ontology annotation, biological process: protein transport to vacuole involved in ubiquitin-dependent protein catabolic process via the multivesicular body sorting pathway. The record is from RefSeq and is a predicted model, not a curated record. Lineage: Eukaryota; Metazoa; Arthropoda; Insecta; Hymenoptera; Formicidae. Gene Ontology annotation, cellular component: ESCRT II complex.
AGUUUUGACAGUUCCACGAAAAAGGGCGGGGGGGAUUCGAGUUCCCAAGAAGAGAUAGGUUAGAUGGCGAGUUGUCAGGACGAUAACGAGAUACGUCAAGAGUAAUUAAACGCCGAAAAAAAUUAAUUCGAGGUUGACAAUCGAGGCAAGUUGAUUGAGGGAAGAUGAGACGAAAGGCGGGGGUGGGCGCGAUACAAAAGCAGAAGUUGGAGCAGGAGAAGUAUCGCGACAAGGGCACGGAGAUCCAGGAGAACCAGUUCGAGCAGAUGACGAAACACAUGGAGACGUUCCGCGUAAAUCUCGAGGAAUUUGCGUCGAAGCACAAGAACGAGAUAAAAAAGAACGCGCACUUUCGCCGUCAAUUUACGGAGAUGUGCGCCUCGAUAGGUGUGGACCCGCUGGCGUCCGGUAAAGGAUUUUGGUCAGUUUUGGGCAUUGGCGAUUUUUACUACGAGCUCGCUGUGCAGAUAGUCGAAGUUUGUAUGGCAACCAAUUACAAAAACGGUGGCCUGAUAUCUCUGGACGAGCUAAGAACGCGUUUGAUUCAAGCCAGAGGACGUAGAAAGGAACAUCAGGAGAUCACCAAUGAGGAUUUGCUGGCUGCUGCAAAGAAGUUGAGAAUAUUUGGAAACGGUUUUUCUGUAGUUCCUAUUGGCAGAGGAAAACAUUUAGUACAGUCAGUACCUGGUGAACUCAGUAUGGACCAUACGGCAGUAUUACGUCAAGCUAGCUUAUCCACAAAUGCCUAUGUUUCUAAGUCUAUCUUGUGCAAGGAAUUGAGAUGGGAAGAGGAUAGAGCGCAGAAGGCUCUGGACUAUAUGAUGAAGGAAGGAUUAGCUUGGUUGGAUAAACAAGGAGAAGACGAGGUGUUAUAUUGGUUUCCUAGUUUAUUCACAGCGUGCAUUGUUUCCAAAGAAUAGACUUUGUGUCAACAUUGUUGUCAGAUAGGUAGAAAAUAAUUUCAGGAAAGACUUAACGUUGCUUUUUACAAUUUGUAUCUCUUUGGUAAAUAAAAUCCGUCGCUUUGUAAUA